AUGACAACACUUCACUAUUUUGACUUUUAUGGGCGCGCUGAAGUAAUAAGGUUUGCUUUGCAUGCAUUUAAUGAACCUUUUAUAGAUCACUGUAUUACACCUGAAGAGUUUUUAAAAACCAAAAGAAAAAACGAGUUUGGUCUGCUUCCUUGUCUUGAAAUCGACGGAAUGGUCUUAGUCCAAUCGAAAUCUAUCCUUCGCUACCUUUGUCAAAAACAUAAUGCUUACCCUCUAGAAAUGUAUCGAAUUUACCAAACAGAAUCAAUUAUCGACGCCUUUGGAGAUAUCAAAGACGCAAUUGCUAAAGAAAGAAUGGGAAAAAAUGAAGAAGAAUCAUUGAGGUGGAUUAAUGAAAAUAUGCCAAGAUGGUUUGGAAUUUUAGAGAAAAGGCUAGUUGAAAAUGAUAACGGGGGAAGCUUUUAUGUAGGAGAUACCCCUACGAUGUCUGAUUUUGUUUCAGCUAAUUUCAUAUAGUUUUUGCAGAAGUAAUGGAAUUUUUGGAAACUUUGGGGAAAAAAUAUAAUUUACUAUAACAGGAGAUAUAUGACUUUUUUAUGAGGCCUGGGAAAGAGGACCAAAGGAGUCUGUUGGAAACUCAUGGGCAGCUACUGAAAGCUCACACAGAAAGAUUAAUUGAUUUUUAUCCUUCAUUGAAAGCUUAUCUUGCAUCACGGCAACAAAAGGAAUUUUAA
Blepharisma stoltei is the source of this 692-nucleotide messenger RNA. The record is from the annotation of a GenBank genome assembly. NCBI's taxonomy places the organism in Eukaryota, Ciliophora, Heterotrichea, Heterotrichida, Blepharismidae.